Saccostrea echinata is the source of this 1771-nucleotide messenger RNA. RefSeq names its product polyunsaturated fatty acid lipoxygenase ALOX15B-like. Gene Ontology annotation, biological process: hepoxilin biosynthetic process; lipoxygenase pathway; lipid oxidation. The record is from RefSeq and is a predicted model, not a curated record. Lineage: Eukaryota; Metazoa; Mollusca; Bivalvia; Ostreida; Ostreidae. Bases 1 to 1764 code for a protein of 587 amino acids. The transcript is spliced from 16 exons. Gene Ontology annotation, molecular function: metal ion binding; oxidoreductase activity, acting on single donors with incorporation of molecular oxygen, incorporation of two atoms of oxygen.
AUGGGCAACGUGCAGCCUCCAUCGCUGCCACAACAUGAUAAGCAAAUCCAAUCUAGACACCAAAAACUAGAAAUAGCUAGGGAGAAUUAUCAACUGGAACAAAAAACAUUCGGAUUAACUAAUAUUGAACAGCGGGAAGUUAAUGUUGUCAAUAUCCCACCUAUGCUACGUAAACUUCCAAAAGAAGAACAGUGGUCUUUUUCAUCAUUGAUGAAAUUUGCCCUCCGAUAUUUGUUUUACUUUCUCUAUCAACGGGUUUUUCAAUGUUGUCAUUGUGGUGGAUGGACAAUUCGCCAAAUGAUCAACCAUUUUAGAUCUUCCUGCAUUCUUAAAGAACCAAAGGGCUGUGAAGUGUGGAGAACAGAAUUUGUAAAUAAUCCAAAUCAAACUCCUAUACAGAAAGCUCAAACUGACCACUGGUUUGCAUGGCAGAGAUUGAAUGGUGUUACACGAAAUCUCAUCAAACUUGCAACAGAAAUUCCUCAACAAUUUGGACCGUUUGUAGAAGCAAUAGAGAAUGACCACCAAUAUCUUGGUGGGAAGUCACUCAAGUCCCAUAUACAGGAUAAGACGUUGUUUGUUGUGGACCUAGCGGAUGUAUCAUUCAACGAGCCAUCGCUUUUGUCUCCUAUUGCCUUGUUCGUGACAUACAACAACCUGCUGAUGCCUGUAGCAAUUCGUAUUGACCCAGGAAAUCCGAAUAAUAAUGAGGUAUUUAUGCCUCCCCAGUUAGGUUCUGAUUCCACAGACAAACUACGAGAGUGGGUCAAAGGUAGAAUGUGGUUCAAUAUGUUGGAUGCUCAAUAUCAUGAGUCAGUCACUCAUUUAGGCUUCACACAUUUAUUGAUGGAAGGGAUAAGCGCAUGUAUGCACAGAAAUAUAUCUGAGAGACAUCCCAUAUACGAAUUAAUGCUUCCCCAUUUCCGCUACAUGCACUUCAUAAACGAACUCGCUACGAAAGAACUGAUCGAACCUGGAGGAUAUGUGGACAGAGACAUGUACUUCGGACAAAGGAACAUGAUGAAAUUGAUAGCAAAACAUAAUGAAAGAUGGUCAUUUGAAGAGGAUGGGUCUAUUGAAAGAAACUUCCGCAUGCGAGGUGUUAUGGAUAUACCAGGAUACUUUUUCAGAGAUGACGCCCUGCAGCUACUUGAUGUCAUACAGAAAUUUGUUCAUGAAUAUGUUACAAAUUACUACAAAGACGAUCAGGAAGUUUUACAAGACCAAGAGAUUCAGGCCUUUAGAGCAGAAGUUAUUGCACCAAGGUCUUUGACUGGUGUUGGAGGGUGUGGAAUGCUGAGUGUACCGGAGUUUGACAGUAUAGCUAAUGUUGUGACCGUCCUGGCGAAUUUCAUCUACAUCUGCAGUGUGGAGCAUUCUGCAACAAACUUUCCACAGUAUGAACAAUACGCUUUCCCUCCAAACAUGCCUGCUAUUUUGAAUGGCCAACCCGAGUUAGAAACCGGUGUACAUGAACUUGACGUAGCAAUGCCUACAGGGCAGCAAUUUUUCUCGACAAUCAAAAUUAUGAUGGUUUUGACAACAAUUACGACUAACAGCCUUGGAAACUAUGAGAGUGUGUACCUAAAUGCAAUGGACAGUGCUGGAAGACGUAUUGUGCAAAAAUUUCAACAAAAUUUGAUUGAAGUCAGAGAUAAUAUUAACCAAAGAAACAGCUCCAUCGAGAAUUCUGUACACCAAAUUAAUGAGUAUCCAUACGAUUGGCUGCUUCCAGCCAAUGUACGGAACUCAAUAAGUAUUUGAAGAGGUC